AUGGCGUCGGUCUCCGCAACCUCCGCGGCGUCGCUCAACGCGCUCGGCUCGCUCGCAGCGCUCUCCUCGCCGCUGUCGACUGCGGGUGGCUGCGUCGCGAUGCCGUCGCUCCCUGCUCGCCGGAUUGCGGUGCGCGCGCAGGGCGGCGGAAAUGAAGGCCGCAACGAGGGCAGCGGACAGGACGCGUGGAAGCCGCCAUCCGACUGGGACAACGCGUGGGCGGCGUACAAGAAGGCCGGCCCCUCGCCCUCGCAGCGCCUGCGGCAGCAGCAGCAACAGCCCGGCGCGCUCAACAGCAGCAGCGCCAGCAGCAGCAGCGGCGGGCGGGCGUCGUCCGCGCCUUCCCCGCCCUCCCCCCCGCCCAUGGGCGGGCUGUUCGCGCACAUGGAGCAGUACGUGUCGCGGGAGCCGCAGCGCGUGGACUACCCGUUGUCCGAGGAGGUGGAUCCGCUCAAGGUGACGGAGAAGCGCGUGCUGCGCGUGUGGACGGAUCAACGGUUCACGUUCGCGGGAUUCGGCGUGAUCGUAGGGCUCUUCGUGUACAUGGUUGCCAUCAUCGGGCCGCCCUCCGCGUGA
Molecule: messenger RNA, 576 nt
Organism: Closterium sp. Naga37s-1
Lineage: Eukaryota; Viridiplantae; Streptophyta; Zygnematophyceae; Desmidiales; Closteriaceae
Source: the annotation of a GenBank genome assembly